Messenger RNA from Pocillopora meandrina, 5617 nucleotides. The record is from the annotation of a GenBank genome assembly. Lineage: Eukaryota; Metazoa; Cnidaria; Anthozoa; Scleractinia; Pocilloporidae.
AUGAAAAAGCUCGGACCUGAGCAUAUUGAUGUCGCCUAUGCGCGGAAUAACAUGUAUAGAUAAGCUUCAAAUGGAGAAAUAGAUAGACAGUCGGCGGUCGAUCAUUACAGGGGUUUACAUUCUCAAACGGGAAAGUGUAUGAUCAUGUAAAAAGGUUACAGAUUUCCAAAUAACCAUAAAAUAGAAGGACAUACGUUUCACAAGCAUAAACACAACGCAAGCGCUAUGAGCAUCCUUUCACCUAUCACUUUUACUUCGCGCCCUCCUCGCGCUCACCCUAGUUAUUGCAGUUUUCGCUUGAAGAAUGCUCGACUUUGUCACGCAACAGAACUGCGUGUCCACAGGAAAUCGCGUGAGCCGCUAUAUUCUUUUUUUGAUGCCGCGCAUACAUGGAUCACGCAUACUGAAAUGUUGUGUUCACUUUCAAAACAACCUUUCACAAGCGUCACUGGUUUUUCCUUCUAAUAAGUGGUGAUUAUAAACGGUUCAACGCACAUUAAGAAUAAGCUUUUGGAAGACAUUCAUGACUUGAGCGUGUUUGGCUUUCGACAUGCGACCCUGGAUGAUUGGAGACAGAAGCCUUCUUUCUUUACUGAAGUGAUUAUAUUGCAACUUUGCUGUAUAAUCCCUGAAUAAUUCGACGCAGUAAGUAUAAUACAUAUCAUCGAUUCACGUUAUAUCACUAAAAAUAACAUUUAACAGUUGUCUGUAAAUCUUUUUGUUGCAAGUCAAUGUUCCUCAGAGUUUGAAAGAAGUAGCUUUAAGUAAUUCCUAGUUAAGGAACUUCAGAGAACUUCAAAGAGCCUUUCUCGCCGUGACCAUUGUCAUUUUUCUUCCGACAUUGUCAUUAUUGUUCUAUUUAUAGAGAGCAUUUGAUGCCUGAAUUUAGUCACUUUCUGUUGUCGAAUGUGUUUCCUGUUGACGAGAAACUCAAAAAGAGAGAUCCAAAGAUAGAAAAGGGAAGUCUACAAUGCCUAUUUGAAUUCUUAUCCAUGGGCAAGACUCAUAAAUAUAUAAAACUGCACAAACCUCUAUCUAUUGGAACAUUCUUGAACACGGAACCAUCAUAGAGCGGCUUCUAUUAUGUAAAUUUAAGCAAUUUGUUUAUUCCUUCACUCAAGAUAUUCGGUUUACGAUAUAUUCUUUUAUCUAUCCUCGUCGAAGCGAAGUAAAACCCUCCAUAAACCAUUACAAAGAAAAUCAAAAAGAACAAUCUUUUGGAUUCCAAACAGUUGUUUUCUUGCAAAGUCUUUAUCUAUCGAAUUCAGCCUUGUUCGUGCAUUUUCACUUGUUUAAGCCAGGCCGUGAGUUAUUAACAAUUAUGAGCACUUGACUGCGGGCACUUGUUCUACUUGUGGUAACCACUAUUAACUCUUUAACUCCCAUGAGUGACCAAGACAGAAUUUCUCCUUACAAUAUCAGCACAAUAUCAAGCAGACAAGUGAUGAGAAUAAAGAAAAUUAUCCAUUAGGGAUUAAAAGUUGAUCCAAUACCAAAUUUUCCAAACCAACAUCACAAGAACUCUUUGGCAGACAGUGAGGAGAAUUACUAAUGAGAUCUUGGGAGUCAAAGGGUUAACAUGACAUGGAAGAGCAGAGGCAGACUUGAAUUUCUUCCCUUUGUGUCUUAUGCUUAAUGCCGGAACUGAUAACAAAGCUAGAACAUUUGUGGUAAGACAACUAAAGAAGUUAAUGAGUUGACUGCUGUCGUUUGCGGGUUGCAACUGAAAUAAUUGCUACUUAAAGCUAAUUACCCCGUCCUUUGGUAUUACCUGAACUGUUCCCUUGAGCCCUUUUCUUUGGACUGGACGUUUUCCAAACUUACUCGUGUACAGUCUCACCAUUUACAAUAGUAAGUCAGUCAAGGGGUUCCUAUCUUUCCUCGCCCAUCAAUCGUUACAUUUUCUUUUGCUUUUUCUUGACAUUUGAUUGUUUUAUCGUAAAGGAACUCUUAACACUCCUCUUCAGAAGUUAAAGAAUCGGGCGUUUUAUUCAGAGAGGUAAUUAUCAUCAAAGUUUCAAGGUGAACAAAGGGGAAGGGUGAGUGAAGCAGUCGUUAGGUGUAUCUCAUCUCCCCAUAAUAAAGAAAAAAAACUGUCACACCUCCAGUACGAGUGAGACACCAAUGUGGGCCAAAAUCCUACAAAAUCCAGCACGGUGCCUUAGUCAAACGCUUUUACAUAUCUGGUACUUCCAAUUGCUUCGCAAUUAAGCAGUUUGUACUGAUUCUUAUUCCGUGAAAGACAACAGGCCUCGACUUAUUUAGCUCAGCUUAAAACAAACCUUCCAAAGGGAAGAAAAGCCAUUUUUCAGAUGAAAAAUUUUUAAAAUUUCUUUUUUAAAAUUAAAGGACAGUCGCUGAACCGUAAGAAAUUGUUCAAAGUGAAUAUGUCCUUUUCAAUGGAAUGCGAUGAGGAGCAGCUAAACUAUUUCAGGAUUUGGAUUUGAAUAUGGCCUUUUCAAUGGAAUACAAUGAGGAGCAGCUAAACUAUUUCAGGAUUUGUCACGUUACCACUGACAUCUUGACCGAGGGAUUGCGAGAAAUCUUCAAACAAGAAUGGGAUAGUCACUACAAGGCCACGUUAGGAGAAUGGAAAGAUGAUCCAAAAAAUGGAUCGGACUUCUGCAAUGGCGAAUCGCCACGGAACCAAAACAAGCAUGCACGUCUAUUAGCAACCAUGACUAAGGGAAAUAGAGCUGAGUGGGAUUGUACCAUGCUGUUUUACGCCAUUCUUUUCUCUGAUUGCAUUCAUAGUCUUAAUCCAGUCGUCCGGUCAAAUGUGGAUAAACUCAGGUUGUUUCGUAACGAAGAGUUCGCUCAUAUCGCACGAGGUCACCUCUCAGACGUAGAGUUUCAAAAUGCCAUUAGCAAAGUGGAAAAUGCAUUUUUAGCUCUCGGUCUUUCCAUCGUUAAAAUUCAAGAAUUAGAAACCCAAACUUAUUUUCCCACAGAGCAGCUGAGACAUGUUUUGAAGAAGGUAGACGACCUCAAGCACGAAGUUCAGGAGAAAGAAAAAGAAGUUCAGGAAAAAGAGAGAGAAGUUCGGAGAAAGACAAAAAUCUUCAAGAAAAAAAGAAAAGUAAUUCAGGAAAAAGACAAGAAAUUGCAGGAAAAAGGAAAGGAACUUCAGCAAAAAGAAGAACAAAGACAGACUCUUGAAGAACAGUUAAACAGCGAGGCUUCUUCAUUUUGCAUUCUUCCUCCUAAGCCCUCUCAUGAUGUCGCAAAUCGAGAUUCUGAUACAUCUAAGAUUAUUGAACAGUUAAAAGCGCUGAAAAAGUCCACAGGAUUAAGUUACUUGUACCUAUCUGGAAAUCCUGGAAGUGGUAAAUCGCAGAUGGCCUCACUUGCAGCUGAGCGUUUAUUUUGCGAAGAAAGUAUAUCUACUGCAUCGUUUGUAAUGACACUGAAUGCUGAAAACCCUAAAACACUUUUGGAAUCGUAUGCCACUUUCGCUCGACAUCUGAAGUGUCCAGAAUACGCUGUUACCAACACAUUUACCUCCAAAGAUUUAAGUACAGACGAGAAGAUCAUAAGUCUAAAGACAUUGAUCAGCACAAAAAUCGAGCUGUACUCAUCGUGGCUACUGAUAGUUGAUAACGUCACCAACAUGUCUCAUCUGGACGGUAAUUUACCUGAUCCAGGAAAUGGGCAGUGCGCAAAGGGCCAGUUGCUGAUAACAACACAGGACACCGCAUCUAUCCCGCCGUCAGGCUCAUUUAUUCAACAUAUUCCAGUCAGCAAAGGUAUGGAGUCUCAUGAAGCUGGCUCUCUAUUGGAAAUGCUUUCUGGUUUUUCUGACCCCAAGAUGGAAAAAGAAGUUGCUCGGGUAUUAGACUACCAGCCACUUGCCCUAGCAAGCGCUGCCACUUAUGUGAGAGAAGUAAGAAAGAACAAAUUAACUCCCAAUUUUAGCUGGGAUGACUUUCUAAAGAAAUUGGACCAAGGGAAGAGAAGUACAACAGAAGCCAUGCUCGCUGGAAGUAACCCAAGUUACAAAAACUCCAUGACUGCAGCCACAACAUUUGCUGUUAAGAAGACGAUCGCAGCGGAUAAAGUUUUGGAGCACACUUUUCAUUUUCUUUCUGUCUGUGCACCACACCCUUUGAGUCUACAGAUUGUUGUAAAUUAUCUUAGCAAAGUAAAUAAGGAGCCUAAAGACCCUGAGAUAUUUGCUACGAGAAUCUGCAAAUGCUCUUUGCUGUUAUUUGAAGAAGAUAACAGCGGCGUGUACAUUCGGGUGCACCAGAUUGUCCAUGACGUCAUCAAUAAUGUUAUGAAAACCUGCGCCGAAAACAAAGAGCUUGAAGCCGUUGAUGGGGCCAUUCUGUCAUUCUGCCAAGUUAUAGGUCAUGAGGAUGACUCGCAUACUCUUAUUAGAAGCAAGAAAAUUGUUCCUCAUUUAGUAACAAUGAGUGAGAUAAUCGAUGGUCUAUUUUCAGAAGAGGGUAUAUCCGACGCUGUCAAAGCCGGAUCAUCCACUCCCUAUGACUACCGAAACUAUUUCAAAACCCUUGGUCACACCUGCCAAAAAAACUGUGAAUUCCGAUCAGCAUUAACGUACUUCAACGUAAUGUUGCGAUUAACUCAAUGUGACGAUGUGUUUGGUGACGAAGACGUUGUAAAUGCAUAUGGUUACAUAGGUACUGUGCACCAUUCCCUCGGUGACCUGCAGCAGGCAAAAGAAUGUCAUGAUCGUGCAAUAACGAUUUUUCUGAAGAAGCUGGGACCUGAACAUAUCGAUGUGGCAAAUGCUUACGAUAAUCUGGGUACUGUGCAUCAUGAUCUUGGUGACCUGCCACAGGCAAAAGAAUGUCAUGAUCGUGCACUGACCAUUCGUCUGAAAAAGCUCGGACCUGAACAUGUCGAUGUGGCAAAUGCUUACGAUAAUCUGGGCACUGUGCAUCAUGAUCUUCGUGACCUGCCGAAGGCAAAAGAAUGUCAUGAUCGUGCACUGGCCAUUCGUCUGAAAAAGCUCGGACCUGAACAUGUCGAUGUGGCAAAUGCUUACGAUAAUCUGGGUACUGUGUACCAUGAUCUUGGUGACCUGCCGCAGGCAAAAGAAUGUCAUGAUCGUGCACUGACCAUUCGUCUGAAAAAGCUCGGACCUGAACAUGUCGAUGUGGCAAAUGCUUACGAUAAUCUGGGUACCGUGCAUCAUGAUCUUCGUGACCUGCUGCAGGCAAAAGAAUGCCAUGAUCGUGCACUGACCAUUCGUCUGAAAAAGAUUGGACCUGAACAUAUACAUGUGGCAAAUGCUUACGAUAAUCUUGGUACUGUGUACCAUGAUCUUGGUGACUUGCCGCAGGCAAAAGAAUUUCAUGAUCGUGCACUGACCAUUCGUCUGAAAAAGCUUGGACCUGAACAUGUCGAUGUGGCAAAUGCUUACGAUAAUCUGGGUACUGUGCAUCAUGAUCUUGGUGACCUACAGCAGGGAAAAGAAUGUCAUGAUCUUGCACUGGCCAUCCGUCUGAAAAAGCUCGGAGCUGACCAUGUCGAUGUGGCAAAUAGUUACAAUAAUCUGGGCACUGUGCAUCGUGCUCUUGGUGACCUGCAGCAGGCAAAAGAAUUUCACGAUCGUGCUCUUACCAUUCGUCUGAAAAAGCUCGGACCUUAA